Fusarium graminearum PH-1 is the source of this 711-nucleotide messenger RNA. RefSeq lists its product as uncharacterized. The record is from RefSeq and is a predicted model, not a curated record. The transcript is spliced from 2 exons. NCBI's taxonomy places the organism in Eukaryota, Fungi, Ascomycota, Sordariomycetes, Hypocreales, Nectriaceae. Bases 1 to 711 code for a protein of 236 amino acids. Gene Ontology annotation, molecular function: O-methyltransferase activity.
AUGGCUUCAUCCGCAACAGCUCUCCAAGCCAUCGAGGCAAGCCCUCGUCUCCACCACCUCCUGGAUCGCCUCCACGCCGCAUCAGAAGCUCAAGAGAAAUCUUACUCUCAGCUUUGGUUCUAUUUCAAAUUCCUCUACGGCUUUUACAUCACCGGCAAAGCAUGGCCUUCUUCCGGUGACGACCACAUGCGCGACAAGUUUGUCGCUUUGGAGCAAGACAAAUGCCAGUUUAUGUAUCUCCUCGCACGAAGCAUCAAUGCCAAAAACAUUGUUGAGGCUGGAACGAGUUUCGGUGUUUCGACUAUGUACCUUGCCCUUGCCGUGGGACAGAAUGUCACUGAGGAGAGAGCCAAGGGUGGUAAUGUCACGGGAAAGAUUGUCGCGACGGAGAAGGAGAGCAGCAAAGCUGCCAGGGCGAGAAAGCAUUGGAGUGAGGCUGGCGAAGAAGUUGAGCCGUGGAUUGAACUGAGAGAAGGAGAUUUGAGAGAGACGCUUCUAGUUGAGGAGGUCUGGACACCGCUUGCACUUCCAGCGCUCGAGGCUAUUAAACCUCGGCUGAGACGGGGCGCCAUUGUAUUGGCUGAUAAUACAAAGAUGGCUAGGCCGCUGUACAAGGAGUUUUUGGACUACAUCCAUAAUCUUAAGAAUGGGUUCAAGACGACAACGACUGCUUACGCGGGAGGACUAGAAAUGGCUGUUUAUCUGCCUUGA